UCGUCAUAGUCAGAAGGGCGGGGUUCAAAGUUAUAGUUCAGAGAUCGAUAUCAUAUUUAUAAACCGCAAACUUAUUUUGCGAGAAGAUAAUUCAACGAAUGCCGAUUCUAAAUACCCAUUGCUCUAAAACGGCGUGCGCGUUUAUUACGCAAUGGGGGUGAAACACCUUUGGACAAUUUUAACACCUUUUUGCGAAAGAAAACCGCUGUUUGAACUGCAGGGCAAAACUUUAGCAAUUGACUUGAGCUGCUGGAUCGUUGACAGUCAAACUGUGACCGACAAUGUCGUGCAGCCAAAGAUGUAUCUUAGAAACUUGUAUUUUCGAACGAUCAACCUCCUCCUGCAAGACAUUCAUCCGGUGUUUGUACUCGAAGGCAAGGCGCCUGACCUGAAGCAAAAAACUAUCGAACGGAGAAACGAAAUACAGCAAAUUAAAAGAACGGGCGCUGUAGCACUGAAAAAGGCUACCGCUAAACGUGGAAGAACUCGAUUCAAUAAUGUGCUCAAGGAGUGCGAGGAAAUGCUAAGUUACAUGGGAAUUAAAUGUGUUCAAGGAUACGGAGAGGCGGAAGCCAUGUGCGCCUACCUAAACGCAGAUGGGAUAGUGGAUGGUUGUGUGAGCCAAGACAAUGACUGUUUCUUGUAUGGGGCAAGAGUGGUAUACAGAAACUUCAACCUCAGUGGAGCUGUCGCUUCAGGAGGAAGUAUCGACGUUUAUGAUAUGGAAAAGAUUGAAUCUGCAUUGAAUUUAGAUAGAAAUAAGAUGGUAGCGUUGGCCUUAUUGUGUGGCUGUGAUUACGACGAUGGAUUGAAUGGUGCAGGCAAAGAGGCAGCCUUGAAAUUAUUUGCACAUGUCCGUGACGAAGAUAUAUUAGACAGGUUGAAGAGCUGGAAAACUGAUAACCAGUUCGAGACGAUUGAAGCUCGAUUGGCAAAUCCUAAGCAUUGCACGUCUUGCGGUCAUAAUGGUAACGUCAGACUGCACGCAAGAGUUGGCUGCAUAGGUUGCGGCACAGUAAAAAGUUGCAGAAAUGAUUAUAAGGAGGAGAAAAAACUGAUAAUGAAUGAGAUAACCCUGCGAAAAAAAGCAAUUCUCAUUGAUACGUUUCCGAAUCAAGAAAUAAUAGACGAGUAUCUCAUUAGGAAAGGUCCGGUUCCAUCAAGUCUAGACCUAAAAUGGCAACAACCAAAAGUGGUCAAAUUUAUUUUUUUCAUGGAAAAAAAGCUGGGCUGGGAACCAAACUACUCGUUUGAGAAAUUUCUUCCACUGAUGACGCGUUGGCAGCUUGUCAGUCUACCAGAAAUAAGUUUAAGACAUAGCAUAAGUUUCAUGAAGUAUUCGAUCGGUUUGCCCGUAUCAAACUUGAUAUUUCCUGAUAGAGUAAAAAAAAUUCGCAAUAUAAAGUCAGUAGCGAGUUACGAAAUCAUAUGGAAUGAUGCGGAGGGAUUUCUCGACGGUCUGAUAACUCUGUCGGAUGUAAAAUCCAGUGAAGAAGAUGCCGAACCGCUGAAAGAUGAUUCCAAAGAGCAAAAUCCCCCCGAAGGAUUGUUUGUUACAAUCGAGCCUCAGAGUUUAGUUGUAAAAUGCUAUCCUGAGAUAGUCGAGAAGUUUGAAGAGGAAAAAGUUGCGAAGAAGAAAUCUAAGAACUCCAAAACCAGAGCUAAGACCACCAGCAGAGGCAAACUUAAGGCAGAACUCAACGCUGAUACCGAAAAACCGGAAAAGCAGGUUGGCAAAAGGGGGAGGAAGAAGCUCGCUGACAUAGUCAAUACAAGAAAAAUAGACGAUUACAUAGUGAACAACGUGGUGGAGAGUUUAGAAGACUCGUUCAACAAGAUGGAAAUUACUCCAAAGCGUCUCAAAAGCGCGCCACAGAUCCAAAGAACCAAAGACGCCGAGGUAAACCCAAGAAUGAAUAACACACUGGACAGAAUGUUCGAGAACUUGACUGCUGAUGAUUUUGCCAGUGAAGGGGAAACGGAACUUGACAUGUCUGAUAUUGUCGAAGAAAUAUGCAACCGAAAAAUUAUCGAUCUCUAUUCUUCGAGAAAUAAUCACACGUUGAAACCUGAAAACAAUAAAGAAAAUACGACACCAGACGUAUCUCACAAUAAUUAUUCUGAUAUUUGUACAGCAAAAGGUAAUUUUAAUUUAGAAAAAGCACAGUGUUAUGUUUUCGAGGAACAUAUUAACGUUUGCCCGAUCACUGAGCACGAUGUCACAGAUGAAUUUGCGGACAUUGAAAAUUAUGUUCCAUUAAGUCAGCGUGUAAACGAAGUAAAAGGCACACAGUGAAAAGUCGAAGGUCGUAGUGCUAUUAUUAUUCAUUUCUUACUUUUUCUGCACUAGUAUUAAAUACGCUAAAAAAAGGUUGAUCAUCUGUUGGUGCGGACUUGAUGAGAAUUGUAAAUAUAGUAUUGUAAUCCAUUAUGUACAGAUAG
Molecule: messenger RNA, 2442 nt
Organism: Neodiprion virginianus
Lineage: Eukaryota; Metazoa; Arthropoda; Insecta; Hymenoptera; Diprionidae
Gene: Gen
Product: flap endonuclease GEN
Exons: 7
Coding region: 152-2296 (714 amino acids)
Molecular function (GO): four-way junction DNA binding; 5'-flap endonuclease activity
Source: RefSeq, a predicted model, not a curated record